Protobothrops mucrosquamatus (brown spotted pit viper) is the source of this 936-nucleotide messenger RNA. RefSeq names its product olfactory receptor 14A16-like. Lineage: Eukaryota; Metazoa; Chordata; Lepidosauria; Squamata; Viperidae. The transcript has a single exon. Gene Ontology annotation, cellular component: membrane. Gene Ontology annotation, molecular function: G protein-coupled receptor activity; olfactory receptor activity. Bases 10 to 936 code for a protein of 308 amino acids. The record is from RefSeq and is a predicted model, not a curated record. Gene Ontology annotation, biological process: G protein-coupled receptor signaling pathway.
AUACAUGAAAUGGCCAACCAAUCUUCUAUGAAAGAGUUCGUUCUGAUGGGAUUUUCUGAUGACCCAGAUUUGCAAAUGUUGCAUUCUGUGAUGUUCCUUAUGGUUUACAUAACAGCCUUAAUGGGGAAUUUUCUCAUUAUAAUAGUAGUGGCAGCUGACCACCACCUUUAUACUCCCAUGUAUUUCUUUUUGGUCAAUCUCUCCCUUUUAGAUAUUUGUUCCAUCUCCACAACAGUUCCAAAAUCCAUAGCUGUUUCAUUGACAAACAACAAAGGGAUUUCUUUCACUGGAUGUGUCACUCAGGUCUUUCUAAUGGUCACAUUUGUUGGUGGUGAACUUGCUCUGUUAACCAUCAUGGCUUAUGACCGUUAUGUAGCCAUCUGUCGUCCUCUGCAUUAUGGGCUGAUCAUGAACUGGAAUGCCUGCAUUCAAAUGGUAGCAAUCUCCUUCAUAUGCAAUCUGAUCCAUGCAGUGUUAGAAACUAGUGUGACUUUUAAAUUAAACUUUUGUGGGUCCAAUGCGAUUGUCCAAUAUUUCUGUGACAUUCCUCAAUUACAAAAGAUUUCUUGCACAGAUACAAAAGUUAGUAAAAUGGUGAUACUUGUUGGAUUCUUUUUGGAUUCUUUUAUUUUUGCAUUCAUCUUUGCUUCCUAUAUCCAUAUUUUCUCUGCAGUGUUGAAAAUGCCAACAGUUCAAAGCAGGCAUAAAGUGUUUUCCACUUGCACUCCCCACCUAACUGUUUUUUCUUUAUUUAUUAUCACUGCAGUAUUUUCCUAUAUGAGACCCAAAUCACUCUCUACUCCAUCUGUGGAUUUGCUUUCUGCUGUUUUGUACACUGCUUUGCCACCAGUUUUGAAUCCUAUUAUUUAUAGCUUUAGGAACAAGGACCUACAAAAGGCUCUCAUGAAAAUACUAGAAAAAAUAAGAAUUAAAUGA